UAAAGAGGCGAAGAAAAGGAGGAAAGGAAAACAGUUGGCGAGGGAGGGGUGGGAAGAGAGCGAGCGCUUCAAGUGGGUCCCACCGCGCGCAGCAGCAAGGAGUUUGGGAGCGUUAAGCAACUCAGCAGCAAGAUUCACCACCUCUGAGCUGCAUCCCUUAAUCAUGACUGCAUUUCAGACGGGCUGAAAGGAAUCGGAGAAGAUCAUGGGGAAUUCUUAUGCAGGGCAACUAAAAUCUGCCCGCUUUGAGGAAGCCCUUCAUAACUCGAUAGAAGCUUCUUUGAGAUGUAGCAGCGUUGUCCCACGGCCCAUCUUCUCCCAGCUGUACCUGGAUCCUGACCAGCCACCUUUCUUGCCGGAAGAUGUGAAACCAAAGGUAGAAGAGUUGGAUAAAGAGUUAGUUCAUCGCUAUUCACAAAAUGGAAGCCUGGACUUUCCAAGCAACCAAGCUGCUAAUGAAAUGGAAGAUGAAGAGGAGGAUGAAGACAUGUCGGAUUCAAGCAGUCCACCAAUCCCAUAUUCACAAAAACCUGCCCCAGAAGGCUCUUGCACUACUGAUGGUUUUUGUCAAGCAGGCAAGGAUUUACGGUUAGUAUCCCUGUGCAUGGAGCAGAUCGAUAUCCCAGCAGGCUUCCUGUUAGUAGGAGCCAAGUCACCAAACCUUCCUGAGCACAUUCUGGUCUGCGCUGUGGACAAGCGGUUUUUGCCAGAUGAUCAUGGAAAAAAUGCACUUUUAGGGUUUUCUGGGAAUUGUAUAGGCUGUGGAGAAAGAGGAUUUCGAUACUUCACUGAGUUUUCCAAUCACAUCAACCUGAAAUUAACCACUCAACCAAAGAAGCAGAAGCACUUAAAGUACUACCUAGUAAGAAGCUCCCAAGGUGUGCUGUCAAAGGGACCCCUUAUUUGCUGGAAAGAAUGUAGGAGCAGGCAAUCCUCAGCUGCUAGCCACUCUGCCAAACCAAACGCUUCGGUGUCGCCGGCCACGACCCCGGAGGCUGGAGCAGCUAACGGAUACAAAUCAGGGUUCACUCAGACAGAUUCUUCAGUAUUCAGUCCAGGAAAGUCGUCUUCUGCUGUUAACCUAAGUGGAGCUCCAGAUCCAUCGCGGAACAAGAGCGUGGUGAAGCCGCUGGCUCUGUCGGUACAGCUCGUGGGAAAGGCAUUUGCUGCAGCUCCCGUGUCGCUGCGAGCCGCCGACGUUGCCAAUGGAAACGCCAGCGGAGGAGGCCGGAGCAGCGCGCUGGGCCCCGCGCGCCCCGCGCCGCAGCCGCCCUCCCCGAGCCCCAGCUCUGCAGCUGGAGACCCAGCAUCAAUGUCCAGUUCUGGGCCACCAAAGAAGCGACACCGGGGAUGGUCUCCUGGGUCCCCAGUGCCUCCUCCUGGCUUGGUGGUACCUGUUCCUACAAUUCGGCCUUCGGCACGAACAGAGCCUCUUUUGUCAGUCCCAGUUCCUCAAUCCAUGUUAACUGGAAUUUUACAGCCUCAACCCAUCCCAGCAGGGGAGACUGUAAUAGUUCCUGAAAACCUGCUGAAUAACUCAGGAGUCAGACCAGUGAUUCUGAUAGGUUAUGGCACUUUACCUUACUUCUAUGGCAAUGUUGGUGAUAUUGUUGUGAGUCCCCUGCUGGUGAAUUGUUACAAGAUUCCACAGCUGGAGAACAAGGAUUUGGAUCUCCUGGGCUUGACCAGCAGCCAGCUGUUAAGCGUGGAGAAUAUGAUCCUUUUAACCAUCCAGUAUCUCGUCCAGCUAGGCCCUGACCAGAUCCCGCUGAGGGAGGAGUUUGAGCAGAUCCUGCUGAGGGCCAUGCAGGAGCUGAGCGUGCGCGAGCGCUCCCCGCACCCGGGCGCCCCGGGCGGCUCCGUGUCCCCGGGGCAGCUGCCUUGGCUCGCCAGGCUCAUCGCCAGCGUGUCCCGGGACUUGGUGCACGUGGUUGUGACCCAGAACUCCCUGGCAGAGGGCAUCUCGGAAACGCUGAGGACUCUCAAUGAAAUGAAACGUCAGCAGAAGCUGCCGGAUUAUGUCGUUGCCAUUUGUGCGUCCAAGAUCAGAGGGAAUGAGUUCUGCGUGGUGGUCCUGGGGCAGUACCAGUCGAGAGCGCUGGCGGAAAGCAUGCUUACCACCGGCGAGUUCUUAAAAGAAAUCAGCUAUGAGCUCAUCACGGGCAAAGUUAGUUUCCUGGCAUCACACUUCAAAAACACGUCGUUAGGUGAUGAUUUGGACAAGCUGCUAGAGAAAAUACUACAGCAGCGAGGAGAAAGUGUCAUUAUUCCUUUCAAUGGAGAUGUUAGUGAGUGUGUGUCUUCUCAGGAGGCAAUUGCCAUGGUUUCUACGCAAGAACCAGAUUUGGAUGUUGAUACCUUCCAAAUUUACCAGCCACAGCUCACAGUUGCCAGAAAGCUCUUGUCCCAGGUUUGUGCUAUAGCUGACAGUGGCAAUCAAAGCCUGGACCUGGGCCACUUCAGCAAGGUGGAUUUCAUCGUCGUGGUCCCGCGCUCGGAAGUCCUGGUGCAGCAAACGCUGCAGCGAAUUCGACAAUCAGGUGUCCUUGUGGACCUGGGCCUAGAAGACAAUGGCACAGCAUAUCAGAGAGCUGAGAAAUACGUGGUUCGGCUGGACAAUGAAAUUCAAACCAAAUUUGAAGUUUUCAUGAGGCGAGUGAAGCAGAAUCCCUACACGCUCUUUGUGCUGGUUCAUGACAAUGCCCACGUGGAUUUAACAAGUGCCAUUUCAAGUUCCCUGUCACAUGGUGAGCCUAGUCAUGGUCUGGCUGAUAGAGUUAUUAAUUGCAGGGAGGUCCUUGAAGCAUUCAACCUCCUUGUUCUUCAGGUCAGCUCUUUUCCUUACGCCUUGCAAACGCAGCAGUCCAGGAUCAGCUCUAGCAAUGAGGUACACUGGAUACAAUUUGACACUAUGGAUGACACAGCAAGUGAAGACAAGCUGUACUUCGGCUUGAAUGAAUACAGCAAAUCCCUCCAGUGGGGAGUCACAAGUCCCCUUCUGAGAUGUGAUGAAACCUUUGAAAAAAUGGUCACUACGCUUUUAGAAAGGUACCCCAGGCUGCACAGCAUGGUGAUCCGCUGCUACCUGCUCAUCCAGCAGUAUUCCCAGGCGCUGAUGGCGCUCACGAGCGUGGCCUCGCUGCGGGAUCACAGCACGCCCGAGACGCUCAGCAUCAUGGACGACCUCCUCACGUCGCCGGGCAAGGACAGGAACGGCUGCGGCCACAUGCUCGUCAUCAGGGUGCCCUCGGUGCAGCUGGCCAUGCUGGCCAAGGAGAGGCUGCAGGAAGUAAGGGACAAGCUGGGCCUGCAGUAUCGCUUCGAGAUCCUCCUCGGGAACCCCGCGGCGGAGCUCUCCGUGGCCAAGCAUUUUGUGACGCGGUUGAAGGCUUGGAGGGGAAAUGAGCCGGACGACUGGAUUCCUCGCACCUACCAGGAUCUGGAAGGUCUCCCUUGCAUUGUCAUCCUAACUGGCAAAGACCCUCUGGGAGAAACCUUCCCCAGGUCAUUGAAAUACUGCGACCUUCGACUAAUUGACUCAAGCUACUUAACACGGACUGCGUUAGAGCAAGAAGUAGGCCUGGCAUGCUGCUAUGUCUCCAAGGAAGCAAUUCGAGGGCCUCUUGUAGCUCUUGACCUUAGUGAGAAGGAGCAAGAGAAGGUUAAUGGUAGCGAGAAUGACUCUGAUGAGCUGCUGAUAGACUUGGACAGACCCCAGAGUAAUAGCAGUGCUGUCACUGGAACCUCAGGGUCCCUGGCUGACAACGGUGUGAGCUCCUCAAGCGCUGCGGACAAGACUCAGAAGCAAGCACCGUCGUUCAGCUUAGAGACGCUGGCCCACAGCUCCGUAGAUGAGGGAGCUUGCCCUGGUUCCACAGCUGGAGAUACCCUGAAGCAAGAAUGUGACUCCCUGGCUAACCAGAUGGCCAGCAGCACCACCUCUAAACUGUCCUCGCUGUCUUCAGUCUCCCAGGCACUGCGGUGGCCUGGCCGCUCGGGCAAGGAGGGCAAGGCCCUCCGCGCCGCCCUGCCGCGCAUUGUCAUCCUCUCCAAGGCCGCGUACUGCCUCCUGAGCUCACAGAAGACUGGGAAUUUGCCUUCCUCCUCUUCCCUGCUGCCUCACGCUGACGUGUCGUGGCUGAGCUCCCUGAGGCCUUUGCUGCACAAGGACAUGAGCAGCGAGGAGCAGUCUCUGUACUACAGGCAGUGGGCGACGGCCCGGCAGCACCACGCGGACUACAGCAACCAGGGAGAGGCGUCCGGCGCGAGGAGCUUCCACCCCAGGAGGCUCCUUUUGACAGGACCUCCACAGGUGGGAAAGACUGGCUCAUACUUGCAGUUCCUAAGGAUUCUUUUCCGCAUGCUGAUCAGGUUGCUGGAAGUAGAUGUUUAUGACGAAGAAGAGAUUAAUACCAAUCAUACAGAAAGCAAUGAAAUUACUCAGCCCAGCAAUGACCAUUGGCCGGAUAUUGAGAUCUUCAGUAAAAUGUCCUUUGAUGUGAGUGUGCACGACCCCAAGUACAGAAGUAUAAGUCCAGUAUACACAGAACAACUGUCAAGAGUGAAACAAGAAACAAGCAAAGAAACAAAAUCCGAGGAACCUAGGAAAAGAGAGACAGUGUCCAUGAUGCUGACAAAAUAUGCUGCUUACAAUACCUUCCAUCACUGUGAGCAGUGCCACCAGUAUAUGGAUAUUAAUCCUGCAGCACAGGUAUCUGACUCCACCCUGCACGCGUUCACGUUUUCAUCCUCCAUGCUAGGAGAAGAGGUUCAACUGCAUUUCAUAAUCCCCAAGUCCAAAGAGAACCAUUUUGUCUUCAGCAAGCAAGGAAAGCACCUAGAAAGCAUGCGUCUGCCUCUCGUGUCUGACAAGAAUCUGAAUGCAGUCAAGAGUCCUAUCUUCACUCCAUCGAGUGGUCGUCACGAGCACGGCCUCCUGAACCUCUACCAUGCCAUGGAAGGCAUCAGCCACCUUCACCUGCUGGUGGUCAAGGAGUAUGAAAUGCCCCUGUACCGUAAAUACUGGCCCAACCACAUCAUGCUCGUCCUGCCAGGCAUGUUCAACAACGCUGGCAUUGGUGCUGCCAGGUUUCUUAUUAAGGAACUUUCCUACCACAAUCUAGAGCUGGAACGAAACCGCUUGGAGGAACUGGGAGUGAAGCGCCAGUGUGUGUGGCCCUUCAUCGUGGUCAUGGACGACUCCUGUGUGCUGUGGAACAUGCACAGUGUCCAUGAACAGUCCAGUCAGCCCCUGGAGCCUGACGGCUCCAGUAAGAACGUGUCUCUGAAGAGCAUCCUCCAGCACAUUGAAGCCACCCCCAAAAUUGUCCAUUAUGCCAUCCUGGGUGUUCAGAAGUGGAACAGCAAGCUGAAUGCCAGGAGAGCAAGCGCUCCGUUCUCCAGGUGCCACGUGCAUGACUUCAUCCUGCUCAACAUAGACCUGACCCAGAACGUGCAAUAUGAUCUAAACAGGUAUUUCUGUGAAGACAUAGACUUUAAUCUGAGGACAAACAGCAGCGGCCUCCUCAUCUGCCGCUUCAACAACUUCAGCGUCAUGAAGAAGCACAUUCAGGUCGGAGGACAAAAGGACUUUGUGGUUAAGCCAAAAAUCACGGUCGCGGAGGCGCCGGCGCCCGUGGCGCCCCUGCAGUUCGUGUGCGCCCCGGACAGCGAGCACACGCUGCUCGCGGCGCCCGCGCAGUUCCUGCUCGAGAAGUUCCUCCAGCACGCCACCUACAAGCUCUUCCCCAAGGCCGUGCGCAACUUCAGGAACCCCGUGCUGGCCGUGGACUGCUACCUCAACGUCGGGCUCGAGGUGGCCGUUUGCUACGUGAGCUCGCGGCCGCACUCGGUGAACGGCGCCUGCGAGGGGCUGCUCUUCAGCGGCCUCCUGCUCUACCUGUGCGACUCCUUCGUGGGGCCCGAGCUGCUCCGGCGCUUCCGCUUCCUCAAAGGCGCCACGCUGUGCGUGGUGUGCCAGGACCGCAGCUCCCUGCGGCAGACCAUCGUGCGCCUGGAGCUGGAGGACGAGUGGCAGUUCCGCCUGCGCGACGAGUUCCAGACGGCCAACAGCGGCGACGAGCGGCCCCUCUACUUCCUCACCGGGCGCCACAUCUAGCCCCGCGCGCCCAGCGGCGCGCCCGGCGGGAGAAGGCGGGGAGGAACUGCCUUUGCUAACGAAAACCCAAGUACAAUCACUGCGGAGCGAAGUGCAACCAGUAUUUAUCGAGACUGCGCUGAAGGAUUCCCGACGUGCUGAAGUAGCCUUUAAUCCUAGGGAAAAGAACCAAAAACCCCACGUCUGUUAUAAUUUAAAGCACCAAGCUGCACUCAAGCCCGUCGCAAUCGAUGACACUGAUCACACAGCCAACCAAGUUGUAGGGUAUAGCAAGAGAAGAUGACUUGG
Molecule: messenger RNA, 6406 nt
Organism: Nothoprocta perdicaria
Lineage: Eukaryota; Metazoa; Chordata; Aves; Tinamiformes; Tinamidae
Gene: GREB1L
Product: GREB1 like retinoic acid receptor coactivator
Exons: 34
Coding region: 206-6118 (1970 amino acids)
Biological process (GO): multicellular organism development; kidney development
Source: RefSeq, a predicted model, not a curated record